GUAGAACUGUAAAGAAAGCACAACGUUUCCCUGUCAAUUAUCCUGGUACCAAUUUUUCUGUUUUUCCUGGAAAUGUGUUCAGUACAGUGUUCCUAACAAGGUUUACAUGAAUAAUCUCAGGAAUGAUCGGCUUUAUGUGUGAGGAGCAUUUGAUGGUUCUGGACCUGUGCUCGAUGGAGUUCAGAGGGACGGUUGGGGUGGUGGAGGGAUGUAUGGUUAAUAAACCUACCGAAUGCUGAAAAGCCUGGAUACAGUGGACAUGGAGAGGAUGUUUCCAUUAGACGGAGAGUCUGUGAUCUGACAGCACAGUCUCAGAAUAAAGAUGCUUCCCCUUAAAACUCAGAUGAGAAACAUUUAUGGCCAGAAGAUGUCUGAUCUGUGGAAUUUGUUGCCACAGAGGUUGGUUGAAGCUGCCAUUUGGGUAUACAUAUGACAGAGUUUAACAUACUGAUGAUUGCUGAGCAGCUCAGGGUUACAGGAGGAAGGCAGGAAUGUGGUGUUGGAAUGAAAAUCAGCCAUGGUUAAAUGGUGGGGCAGACCAGUUGGACCAAAUCACCUGAUUCUGUUCCUGUGUCUUGUGUCUUACCGUGACUGGAUGAUGGAUCCUUCUUAUCCCGUAUCGUCUGUGAGAUGUGAGGGACAAUAAAAGAUUGUUUACUGAGGUCAUUACAUCUGCCUUCAGUGUUUAAAUCUCAGUGAGUUUUGUUCUUAGUAACAUUACACAGAAAUGUUUAGUUCUCCUUUUCAUUAUUAAUGUGCUUCAUUGUCUCUCUGGUUAAAGUUAGACCUGUGGUGAGAGAUUUAUUUGAAGAAAAACCCCAACUGGAGGCAAACCACGACUGAAGAUGAGGGAGCAGCAACAAGUGAACCAGCCCGAGGACUGAGAGCACCGACUGGAGAGAACCCAUCUGACUCGGAGAUUCCAGUGAUUCAGUCAGGAGAAAGUUUGGUUAAAAUUGACAAGGAAUUUGUCUAUGGGAAUUCAAACGCAACACACCAGUUGUGCUGUCGCUGUCUAGAUAUUUAAGGAGCAAGGGAUUCAAUCAGCCAUCCUUCCUGCUCAGACUGUGGGGAGGGAUUCACUCGGUCAUCUGACCAACUGACACGUCUGUCAUUUUACACAGGGGAGAGACCGUUCUCCUGCUCAGACAGUGGGAAUGGAUUCACUCGGUAAUCUCAACUGAAGGUUCACACUGGGCAAGGCCAUUCAUCUAUUCUGUGUGUGGGAAGGGAUUCAGUUGGUCUUCCCACCUGUGGACACACCAGUCAGUUCACACUGGGCAGAGGCUGGUCAUCUGCUGAAUUUGUGGGGAAGGAUUCACUCGGUUAUCUGAUCUAAUGGCUCACCAGCGCGUUCACACUGGGGAGAGGCCGUUCACCUGCUCAGACUGUGGGAAGAGAUUCACUCGAUCAUCUGACCUGCUGGCGCACCGACGUGUUCACACUGGAGAGAGGCCAUUCACCUGCUCAGACUGUGGGAAGGGAUGCAGUCAGUUAUCUGCACUGAAGGUACAUCAGCGAGUUCACACUGGAGAGAGGCCGUUCACCUGCUCAGAUUGUGGGAAGAGAUUUACUCAGUUAUCCAACCUACAGAGUCACCAGCGAGUUCACACUGGAGAGAGGCCAUUCAUCUGCUCAGAAUGUGGGAUGGGAUUUGCUCAGUCAUCUCACCUCCUGAGACACCAGUCAGUUCACACUGGGGAGUGGCCAUUGAACUGCUCAGAUUGUGGGAAGGGAUUCCCUCGGUUAUCCCAACUACUGGGACACCAGAAAGUUCACACUGGGGAGAGGCCUUUCACCUGCUCAGAAUGUGGGAAGGGAUUCAGUAAUUCAUCCCACCUACAGAGACAUCUGCGAGUUCACACUGGGGAGAAGCCAUUCACCUGCUCGAACUGUGGGAAGGGAUUCAUUCAAUUAUCUGAUCUACAAAAUCACCAGCGAGUUCACACUGGGGAGAGGCCAUUCACCUGCUCAAACUGUGGGAAGGGAUUCACACAGUUAUCAAGCCUACACAGUCACCAACGAGUUCACACUGGGGAGAAGCCAUUCACCUGCUCAGUCUGUGGGAACGGAUUCAGUGAUUCAUCCGCCCUACACCGUCACCAACGAAUUCACACUGGGGAGAAGCCAUUCACCUGUUCAGAAUGUGGGAGGGGAUUCACACAUUUAUCCACCCUACGCAGUCACCAACGAGUUCACACUGGGGAGAGGCCAUUCUCUUGCUCAGAAUGUGGGAAGGGAUUCACACAGUCAUCAACGAAUUCACACUGGGGAGAAGCCGUUCACCUGCUCAGACUGUGGGAAGGGAUUCACGCUGUCAUCUAAUCUACUGAGA
Molecule: messenger RNA, 2335 nt
Organism: Hypanus sabinus (Atlantic stingray)
Lineage: Eukaryota; Metazoa; Chordata; Chondrichthyes; Myliobatiformes; Dasyatidae
Product: zinc finger protein 239-like
Exons: 2
Coding region: 1339-2325 (328 amino acids)
Source: RefSeq, a predicted model, not a curated record